AUUCACUCGUAGUGCAAACUGACGGAAUAUAAGCUCCACCUCCCAGUCAAACACCCGGAGCAUACCUUCGGCUUCCUCGCUCUAAAAAUAGACGGCUGUGUCAUCCUAAGUUGCACUUCAUUAAAAUAUAUAAAAGUUUAUGGAUUUUUCAAACAGUAGUAAAUAAUCAGUGAACGAACACAAUAGCAGUGAUAUCAAAGAUAACCAAGAUGAAACAAAUUACAAUAUUUGGAAUAAUAUAUACUAUUUUACAGGCAGUACAUGGACAAGAUUGUGAUGGCCGUGUGCUGGGUAGGACAUGCUAUGGCUUCAGAAAUGAUCGCAAGAGUUGGACUGAGGCAGAAGAAGCAUGUGUGGCCGUUAAUGGCCAUCUAGCAUCUAUAACCUCACAGACAAUACAAGAUGAGCUAGUUGAUGAACUUGAACAGAGGAACUGGAUCAACGGGAAGACGUGGAUCGGUGGGCAAGAACAGAAAAUGGACUGGGGAUGGGUUUCAGAAAAUACCAGGUCCAUGAGCCUCCAGGGAUGCUUCAAAAACACAGAGGAGAACAAAGAUCUGGAAAAAAUGGUAUAUAGACGUGAAGACUCUACACCGGACAAAUGUAUCAUUGAAUGUGAAAGCCUGAACUACAAGUAUGCAGGUGUCCAGAAUGGUACAGACUGUUGGUGUGGUAAUUCAUAUGGUAACAUCCAGAGCUACGACGGCUGUACCUCGCCGUGUGCUGGUGACGCAACUCGUAUAUGUGGAGGUCUUGAAGGAUGUUCAGUGUAUAAAGUCGGAGGUGGAUAUUCCAAUUGGUUGAAGCCUGACGAACCAAGUAACGAUAACUACUAUGAAACUUGUGCCACAAUUCUAGUGGAGAAUAACGAGUGGAAUGAUGAGUUCUGCUAUAAGAAUAACAGCUUCAUUUGUCAAAAAGCUGGUUCAACGUGUGACGAGAACAACCCUCAACAUUUCUAUGAUACCAACCUCGAUGUGUGCUACUAUAUGAGUGACGAGAUGACAAAGGUGACAUGGUUCCAGGCGAGACAGAGCUGUAUUGAGAUGGGAGGUGAUUUGGCUGUAAUAGACUCAGAAGAGAGACAAAUUUCUCUUCAAACAAAAAUGUCGAAUUAUACAAAUGAAUAUCCAUCUCUGAGGCGAUUUUGGAUUGGAGCAAUGAAUACAAAAUGGAACUGGGUUGGAGGCGAGCCUUUUGUCUACACUUUUUGGGAUCUCCCGGGUGAUCAGCCAAACAAGCCAGAUCAGAAUUGUUUGAUGAUCGGAGCUGCUGCAGGACGAGCUGGGUGGUCUGAUUGGAAGUGUGAUGAUACGAGCGUCGACCAAUAUAUAUGUGAAUAUGUAAUGCCCACCACAACGACUACUACAACUACUACCACAACAACCACCACCACCACACCCGUUCCAACUACUACCACAACAACCUCUCCUCCACCAACAACUACUACCACUCCAGAGCCUACCACAUCUGCAGCAACCACAACUGAGCCUACUACAGUUCAAACCACGACAGAAGCAUUGACUACAAUUGAGCCUACAACAGUUCAUACAACAACAGAAGCAUUGACCACGAUCAAGACAACAACUGAAGAAAUUACAACCAUUGAAUCAACCCAAGCUCCAACGACCACCGUCACAACCGAUGCAACCCAAAAAGGAGAGAAUCAAACUGGAAUAGAUGGUGGAGACGGCACAGAUACAACAACAGAUGCUGGAAGCGGUAAAACUGAUGCACCUAUUGGUGGAAUUACAACAUUUAGUUGGGAAAACGAAGGUAUUUAUGUAAUUGUGGCAAUAGUAGUUCUUGUGUUCCUCGUCAUCUGCCUCAUCGUCUGCAUCUGUUGUAUCAAAAAACGUAAGCGAGACAAACUCAGGAUUGAGAGAAGGAGACGUUAUUUAAACAGCGCAGGAGCAGGUGCACCUAGAGGUGAAAAGACAUAUGAUAGUCAUGAUAAUCCUGGUGUUAUGUUUGAUGAGGGAAAUACAAAAUAUGAGACUUAUAUGGUUGAAAAUGAAACCAAUGAACCUGACUAUGCAAGAACUAAUAUAAAUCAACAUAACCACGCGGAUGAUAAAGACUCUGGUGUACAUAAUCUAGAAAAUUCGAAUUCUGACACGCAUUCAGACGAAGCACGACCAAGUAAUAGCAGAUCUCCGAGGACUAAUGAAACUCUAACGUCGUUUUAAAUGUUUUUAUUGUACCAUAUAAAGUGUAAAUAGUUUUGUAAGAAUGUGCUGAAGUCAGUGUUCAUAGUUACGCAACAAGGAGAAACUGUCAAAAGAUCUUCACUUAUAUUUAAUCUGCAGUAUUUCAUAAUUUAUUUGCAUAAUCGCAGUCAUUCCAUGUUUUGAUUAUGUAGACUCAAGAGAGAUCAAGAUAAAAGUCAUUGGCGCCAAAGAAAUUAAGUCAUAUGUAUUUUAUAAAUAAAAACAAAACAGCUAUUAUAUUAUAUUUAUAACGAGAGUAGAAGUUUGUUUUCCUAAAAUAUGGUGGUGCUAGGUGAACAGCUCCAGUUCGAGCUGAAUUGUUAUAUUUUUGUAAUAAUUUUGUAAAUAAAGUUUAAUAAAACCUUAA
Molecule: messenger RNA, 2577 nt
Organism: Owenia fusiformis
Lineage: Eukaryota; Metazoa; Annelida; Polychaeta; Sabellida; Oweniidae
Source: the annotation of a GenBank genome assembly